Molecule: messenger RNA, 1724 nt
Organism: Ipomoea triloba (trilobed morning glory)
Lineage: Eukaryota; Viridiplantae; Streptophyta; Magnoliopsida; Solanales; Convolvulaceae
Product: cytochrome P450 94A2-like
Exons: 2
Coding region: 30-1571 (513 amino acids)
Molecular function (GO): oxidoreductase activity, acting on paired donors, with incorporation or reduction of molecular oxygen; monooxygenase activity; heme binding
Source: RefSeq, a predicted model, not a curated record
AAAAAAAAAACAAACAAACAAACAAAAAAAUGUUGAAUCUUGAGCUCUCAGCUUCUUUGCUCAUUUGUAUUGUUACUUUCGUCUUCCUCCUCCUCUUCUGCAACUUUACCGGCCUCAUCACAUUCUCAUCCAAAUGCGGUAACGUCCCAAGAGCGUACCCUCUUGUGGGUUCUUAUUUCUCCAUGUUGAAGAACAAGGACCGCAGGCUUCAAUGGAUUGCUGACGUGCUUAAGAGUACUCCCAAUCUGACGUUCACCCUUCACCGCCCUCUUGGUUACCGUCAAGUGUUCACUGCGAAUCCUUUGAAUGUGCAGCAUAUCCUCAAGAAGAAAUUUCCUGUUUACCCCAAAGGGGAUUAUUCCAGGAGGAUUUUGGGUGAUUUUCUCGGCGACGGGAUCUUCAAUGCCAACGGUGAGAGCUGGAAGUUCCAAAGACAAGUCGCCAGCCACGAGUUUAACACCAGGUCUCUGAAGAAGUUCGUGGAAACGGUGGUUGAUACUGAGCUGUCUGACAGGUUGAUUCCGAUUCUGGCCUCUGCUGCUAAGAACAAAACGGUUCUUGAUUUCCAGGAUAUUCUUCAGAGAUUCACUUUUGAUAAUAUCUGCAAGAUUGCUUUCGGGUACGAUCCUGGGUAUUUAUUGCCGUCUCUCCCGGAAGCGAAAUUCGCAGUUGCUUUUGAAGAAGCUGUUAAGAUCAGUAGCCAAAGAUUCAAUGCUGUUAGCCCUCUAAUCUGGAAAUUCAAACGUUUGUUUAACGUUGGAUCCGAGAGGAAGCUCCGGGCUGCUGUUGAAGUGGUUCAAGAAUUUGCCAAAAAGAUCGUGAGAGAAAAGAAGCAGGAGCUGGAGGAGAAGUCGGCGCUGGAAUCUGUUGACCUGCUGUCGAGAUUCUUGAGUUCCGGCCACUCCGACGAAAACUUCGUGAUGGAAAUCGUGAUAAGCUUUAUACUGGCGGGUCGGGACACGACUUCGGCGGCUUUGACGUGGUUUUUCUGGUUGCUUUUCAGGCACCCCGAAGUGGAAAACGAAAUCUUGAAAGAGGUGAGGUCAAAAUCGGAAUCCGCAGUGUAUGAUGAAGUGAAGAACAUGGUUUACACUCACGCAGCGCUUUCUGAAACCAUGAGGUUGUACCCGCCUGUCCCCGUAGAUUCAAAAGCAGCCGCAGAGGAUGACGUUUUGCCGGACGGGACCGUCGUGAAGAAGGGAUGGAGGGUAGCUUACCACCCCUACGCGAUGGGGAGGGUGGAGGACAUCUGGGGGAAGGACUGGGCGGAGUUCCGCCCAGAGCGGUGGCUAGAAAAGGACGGUGCCAAUGAUUCUGGGAAUUGGAGCUUUGUGGGGAGGGACUCGUAUGUGUAUCCGGUGUUUCAAGCAGGGCCAAGGAUUUGUCUGGGGAAAGAAAUGGCUUUCUUGCAGAUGAAGAGGGUGGUGGCCGGUGUUUUAAGGCGCUUCAGGGUGGUGCCUGUGGUGGCUGACAAAGACGUGGAACAGGUCUUCAUAACUUAUUUGACCUCAAAAAUGAAGGGUGGUUUCCAAGUGAUGACUGAAGAAAGGUCGACCGCAGCUGAUGAGUGAUGCAUGAAUACUGAAUUACUGGGCAAAUAGUUUUACUCCGUGUAGGUGUUUGUACCUCGUCUUUACCCAGAGGUCUAUGUUAAGGCCUGUGUUAUUUAUGUACUUUUGAAAUGUUUGUUAUAAUAAAGUUAUACGGAGUAUAUGUUUUUGAAA